This is a messenger RNA of Asterias rubens (European starfish), 1649 nucleotides long. RefSeq names its product mite allergen Der f 3-like. The transcript has 5 exons. Bases 40 to 825 code for a protein of 261 amino acids. Gene Ontology annotation, molecular function: serine-type endopeptidase activity. The record is from RefSeq and is a predicted model, not a curated record. NCBI's taxonomy places the organism in Eukaryota, Metazoa, Echinodermata, Asteroidea, Forcipulatida, Asteriidae. Gene Ontology annotation, biological process: proteolysis.
UUUCUCGCUGAUUUCCAACCAGACAUCAUCUCAAUCACCAUGAGGGUUGCUGCCUUCCUCGCCUGCCUGUCACUGGCAUUUGCCUUCCGACCACCAUCCAAGCGGAUCAUGGGGGGAACGGAGUCCCCUGUAGGUAGCCGGCCGUAUCAGGUCGCUCUCAUGUCAAGCGACCAUGGCUCGGACCAAUUCUGCGGUGGUGUCUUAGUCCACAAGAAAUGGGUUUUAACGUCUGCCCAUUGCAGCCAAGGGUCUAAAACCGUGUACGUUGGACUCGGGUUUACCGACCUAAAGAACCAGGCUGGUACACAGGUAAUUAUGGGAACGUAUCGACCCCACCCAAAGUUCGACACCGCCACGUAUGACGAUGAUAUCUCUCUCAUUGAGCUUGAGGAGGAGGCGGUACUUAACAGUCUCGUCGAGCCCAUUGCACUCGCUAGGAGGGGCAGUGACCCCGCGGAUGGAACUACACUACUGGUCAGUGGAUGGGGCAGUACUUCAGGUUAUGGUAGUUUGGUUUGGGAGUUGAUGCAGGUGGAUGUGAUGGUAGUUGAACGACGACUUUGUGAUUCCUGGUACUCUGGUGUUUCUAUUACUGAUAACAUGUUCUGUGCGGGGACCAGUGGCAAGGACGCAUGCUUGGGUGACAGUGGAAGUCCCGUGGUCAGCAACUAUGAUGACAAAGUCCACAAACCAGGAGUGGUUCUAGAAGGGACUGUCAGCUGGACAUGGGGCUGUAACAAUCCCGGGUAUCCUGGCAUCUACAUGCGCAUUGCUAAUUACUGUGACUGGUUAUCAGCCAAUUCGGGAGGUGACGUCACCUGCUAAAAAUAGCUGCGAAAGAUUGAAAAUUGUUUGUGCAUUUUGUUGAUCUAUUGCUAUUUUAAACGUGUUUGGUUGUAAGAAAUAAAGUAAACAUAAUGGUAAUAUAAAUUGAUCGAAAGUAAUGAUUUACUGUUACAAUUUGGGGGUACAGGGAGACUUUUAGAAACUAUGACAUGCAUGGGAUAAUGUAGCCCUUUUUAGUAAGUUUCUGAUGAAGUUUCCAGAACUACCAACCAUGCUAACCUGUACCACAUAUGGCUAAGUUUUCUUGAUGUUUUCUUCGGCGAAACCACCACUAGUGUCAACAGGCUGUUUAUCAACAAAUUGUGUUUACUCCACCAAACGAAAAUCAAGUUCAAAAUAUUACCCGUUCAAAGUUCUCUAUUUUAUACAUAGCAAAUAGCACGGGAAAUGACAAACUAUACACCAUGAGUUGAUCAUUGUUUGACUUUACAAAAUCCAUCAAAUGUCCUCUCCUUCAUGCACAUCCACAGAGUUGCAAACAAAAAUCUCAAUAUUUGGCUAACAGCCACACCAGGCUGAACUAAAUCAUGUCAACAGAUACCUGGUUGGGUUGGGAUUUGUUUUAUUGAAUUUGUAUGAAAGGAAUUGUUUUCACCCCCAAAUUAACUUAGUUAUCAUAAACGGUUUGUUGGAAACAGUACGAUGGUGUAAAAGCGUUUGUGUACAGACUCUAAUGUGGUCACCAAAGGUUUUAAGUUCUGUACGGGCAAGGGUUUUCCACCUCCCCGUCUCUCAAUAACGGCUAAAUGAACCCCAAUAAAGGGGGAAUGAAAUAUACAGAUUAAAACAAGCUGUUGAUUGUA